GUGUGGUGGAGUCUAGGGUAUUUUCUCUUUCUGUGCGAGGCGUGCGAGUGAGAGGAGCAGGUUGCGUUCGUCCCGUGGUUCGACUGCUGCGGGGGUUUGCUGUUUUAGUGCCUUUCUGGCCCGAAGAUGGGGUGCUGUUUUAGCAAGGAGCUAAGCCAGGGAAGGCUGAGCGAGAGGACCAGUCUCCUACAGACCUCCAUCCCUGAUGGCCUGGCUGUGAGAGACCAGGACAGACAGCACAACGCCUCAAUGGUUCAGCGCGUCUGUGUGAUGGCCGAGGAAACUUGUUUUGCCGAUCGGUCGGCUCAACGGAAGCCUCCAGAAGAGGGGGGAGAAAAGGCGUUGACGGGUCGGGAAGACGUGCCGACAGGCCCCGCGGUGAAGACCAGCAGUAACGGCAGCACGCAAAGCAAAGGGGGUUUCAAACCGGAGCGCACGCACGAGGAGGGGUCUAUUAUUAUCACAUCCGCAGGCCGCGGCACAGACACGCUUCAAGGCACACCCAGGAGCGCAUGCGUGUCGGACGGACUCGCAGCCAAGUCCACGGACAGCUGUGAGACUGCUCCCUACAUGGACAAGCCAUGCGAGAGCCCAGUGAAACAAAGGAUAGCAGCGAAUGCCACGCUGAGGGCUACCUGGUUCAGCCAGCCUGCCACAGUCCAUGACCAGGGGGGUGCAGGGGGCUGGAGGUCAGCCGCAGCGAGGACACCCGCUAAUGGCUGCCUAGGGGAUAGCAGCGCUGUUGGGGUGUCCGGUGGCCUGGUCCUGCCAGUUCUACUGUGUGGGGGAGGUCAGCGGGAUUCCCUCAAAGCCCAGCUGGAGGAGGAGGAGGAAGAGUGUGUCAUCAGGGCAGCGCUAGGCAAGGGUUUCAGAGCCAGGGCCCAGAGCUUCUACAGCCUCUGUUCCAUAGAUGCAGAUGACCUUGACCCUGACCCGUCAGGCACAGCUGAAGCCGAAACAGGUGUGCUGCCCCCCACAACCCUGCCCACAGCCUCUGACCAACUACAGGAAGAGGAAUCCACAGCCUUUGACCAAUCAAAUGAAGCGGCAUCUGUAUUCACUCUCAAAUCACAUACGACGGAAUCCACAACCUUUGAUCAACCACACACCACGGAAUCUACGACCACGGUCCAGUCCCGCACGACGGAACACACAGCCUCUGUUGAAGCGGACACACCAGAACCUAAAACCUCGGCGGAGCCUCCCCAGAUAACCUCCUCAGACCCCUUCCCGGACCUCCUCCCUCCUUCCAGCAGCUGGAGCUGUGAGGACCCUAGCGCAUCUUCUCCGGGCAGCCCCGCUACCCCUGAGGACGGGUCCCGGCUUUCCCCGGCAGUGGAUGAGUCCACCCCUGAUAUACUCGAGGCGUCUCACCAGGAAGCACAUGCAGGGGAGGAGGCUGCUCCUGUGGAGGAGGACGUGGUGACGGACCUGGACGGGGUCGUCUUCACGCCCUCUGAGACAGGAGUGGAAACCAGACAGGAGGUCGAAGACUCUGAAAAGGACGAGAGCGUUCGUGCUGGAGCUUCCAGCUGCCUUCCCUUUCAAUCUGCCCCUACAGAGGAGCAGAUUACCCCAGACAUCCUCCCCUCCUGCAUGGAAGCUCAAAUCCUCGGUCCUAGCCCAAGCCCCAGCCCCGUACCUAACAACCAUAGCCCAAGCCCCAGCCCCGUUCCUAACAACCCUAGCCCAAGCCCCAGCCCCGUUCCUAACAACCCUAGCCCAAGCCCCAGCCCCGUUCCUAACAACCCUAGCCCAAGCCCCAGCCCCGUUCCUAACAACCCUAGCCCAAGCCCCAGCCCCGUUCCUAACAACCCUAGCUCAAGCCCCAGCCCCGUUCCUAACAACCCUAGCCCAAACCCCAGUCCCAGGACAGUGGAUCAAGCCUUGGGUGGAGAGGGGUUGGAGGGGAUGGGGGACCAGGGAGGCUGUCAGGUUGUCCAUGACAGCGUACGCAGUGAAGGAGGUAGUGGAGAAACAGAAGAGGAGCACACGGCUCUCGUCAACACAGGGGCGACAGUCACAGGUGGAUCCUCAAUCCGCACCAUAUCUGUAUGGUCACCAACAGAGUUCCCUUACUGCUCGUUCAAGACAGAUAUGCCACCAGUUAUCGCGGAACAGCCGACACCUGACCAUGACACAGCAAUAUCAGACCAAUCAGAUAUGAGCUCGACUCAAUGUGAAACGACCGUCGACAUUAGAACUGAACCGGAUGAACAACAAACACAGGUCGACCAGCGAGUAGAUCGCUGUGAUCUCAAACCAGAUGAGCAGGUUAUGGAGCCUGUUGACAAGGACGGAACCUGUUUUAGCGAGCCCGUCCAGGAUCCUGGUCUGGAAGAGGUUUCGCAUCAGUCUGCUGAUGCAGAAGAAGAACCAGAAGCUAAUCUGGUACAGAAGCUUGAAGAGAGGUCCGACCCCAACACUGAGACAGGUCCCCUCGGUGGAGACGGUGUGAGGAGCAUACCUUUCUCACCAGAGAGCGUCCAUCUUCUCCACACUAGUGAAGAUGUCGAGCGUGGCUUUGCAGACCCUGGUACCGGGGACGUACCUACGGUCAAAGAAGGAGCACAAUAUGAAAAUGAUGUUGAGAUUGUCGACGCACAAAGCACAGGCUCAACCCCUGAUGAGAAUAUUGAGCGAGAUCACACCGUAGUUGAAGAAACUUCCCUUGUUAUGAGCCUGGGAUCCCUCUCUGAAGGUUCUGAGGUGAGCGAUAGAUCUCUCUUUGACAGCAGCGUGUGCGAAACCCAAGGAUCUCUCGAGGACCCCACCACAUUGAGUGACCACGGCGAAUGCAUCUAUGCUGAGGGUAACCUGGGCAAUGGAGACAUGGGUUACCAUGGGGACAGUGCAUCGGUGGGGUCGUGUCCGAUGUCGGAGGUGCUGGAGGUGGAUCCGGAUCAGGUCGAUGUCUAUGCCUCCACACCUUCCUACCAGAUCCACUUCCUGGAUCAAAGACCGCUUCCUGUUGCCAAUGAAACAGCUGUUGGGGUUGGAGGGCGAGGCGACCAUGGGGAGGGGGGAAUGAGAGAGAUGGUGUCGGAGCUACUGGGGGAGGAAGGACAGACUUCUCUGUCUGGCUUUUACCCCAACCCCUGGCCAAGGCUGGAUGAGGGCUGUGGAGCGUGGGCCCAGACCAUGCCCAGCCAGGGUGAGAGCGAGGUUGGUGGUCAUGCAGAGGAGCUGCCUACUUGUGCUCCAGAGCUCCAGAGCUCCAUGGCUCUGCUGGGAGUGUACCCCUACAACACCCUGCUACCCCAGGGGUCGUGUUUGUGGGACUGGAGCCCAGAGUACGCACAGCCUGAUUCCACCACGGUCUCAGCACUCAAUCCCAAUGCACAGGUAUGGGCCAAUCACACGGCUAGCCUGGACGUCUGUAGCCCCGCCUUCACGGAGGCUGUCCACUCAUGGCUGGACGUCCCAAGUGACCUCGCCAACCAAGAGGGGUAUGAGCCAGAGUACGACCUAGAAAACGUAGGCAUGGCUUGGACGGAACCCAGCAUUCUAGAAUGUCCCGACAACUCCCAGGACCCGCCUCCCACAGUAGGGCUGAGGGAGCAGCUGAGUGCCACCCUGACUUCCUGUCUGUCCAGGGAGAACCUAGCCAGCGACCUGUACCUGGUCUCUCAGAUGGAUGGCGACCAGUAUGUUCCCAUAGCAACCCUGGCCAAUUUGGAACACAUCAAGAAGCUCAGCACAGACGUGGAACUGAUCUCAGACAUCCUCAAGUCUCUGCCAUUGGUCCAGGUAGCGGAGUGCGGCCAGAAGGUCAGGCCCAAUCAGAGUCGUUGUAUUGUCAUCCUCCGAGAGGUCCCCGAAGACACGCCCCCAGAGGAGGUUCAGGCUCUGUUCCAGGGGGACAACGUUCCCAGGUUCCAGAGCUGUGAGACGUCCACCAACGACAACUGGUUCAUCACCUUCCCAACAGAGGCUGAUGCCCAGAAGGCUUACCAGUACCUGCGAGAGGAGGUGAAGGUGUUUAAAGGGAAGCCUAUAAGGGCGAGGAUCAAGGCCAAGUCCAUGGCCGUCACGUCCUUUGCUCCCAAAAAUGGCUUCAGGCCAAGCCCCCUGGACCCGGUCACCAAUCAGCAAGCCUAUGGCCCUUACUAUGCCCCGCCCACCUUCCAGCAGCCUCUCCCACAGCUUUACGAACUGACCAAUGAGGCGUGGGGUGCCAUGACCACAUACCCGGACCCUGCGAUGGUGGCCCAUUUCCCAGGGUUCCUCAAUGGCUAUCCAUCGAGUCAGCCCGGCUUCAAACCGUCCAACAGACACAGUCGAGGGUCACGGCGAAGGUCUGGAGACGGAGGUCGCAGCCCCCUGGCUGACUCCUCCUUCCACUCGGAGCGCGGACCAAUGGGACGAGGCUCUGGCCCGCCCAGGCAAGGACGCCCUCGUUUCCCAGGCAGCGGCCGACGGGACAGCAGGGAGGGCAGGGAGGAGUCCAGCAGAGGAGACUUCUCCCCCAGCGCAGACCGAGGGAGGCGAGGGGCCUACAGCGGCAGGAGGAGGAGAGAAGAUAAGACAGCUAGAGCUCCGACCCAGUCAGAGUCACGUUCCUCGACCCCCGUUCUAGAGCUGGGGCCCACCAGCUUCCCCCCCCUCCCUCCUGCCACAGCUGUCAGCACAGUGACCUCCGCGCCUAGCGCCAACGACAAGGGUGUGUCCAGCAGCAGACCAGGGUCUGAGACCAGCUGGGGAUCUCAGAACGGCACAGCUCCGCCCCUGGAGACCCCCCUCCCACCCGACCCACCAAACAUGAAGCAGAAAGAGACCGUGGAGAAUGCAGUCAUGACCACAGCUCCUCCGACCGUGAAGGAAACUCCUCUGGAGAAUGGACCAGCCACGGAAUCCAAGAAGCUAAGCUACGCUGAGAUCUGCCAGAGGGCACAAGCCAAUAAGAAGCUCCCAUCUACUGACCACACCUCCUCAGGGGCGGAGCCUGUCCCAGCCUAUCCAGCCCAGCACUCUGCUCCUGCCCAGUUGCCACGGUGACCACUAAGCGGGAAGAGGGAGGAAAAAAAAGUUUCUCAGCACCUUUCAACUGCUUGUUGGUUUGGGUCAGGGUAGGGUUUACUGUCAGGACACUGGGUUAGGUUCAGGGUUAAAGGUCAUGUUACGGGUUGAAGCAGUGAGGUUGGCAUCUGGGUUUGUUGAUGGGGUGUCCAGGUUUGUCCUGUGGGUCUCAACUGUUUUGUUGAAAUGAAAGUUAUACACAUGCAAGCUUUUGAUUGCUAAAAAUUCACACCACUAGUUAGUAAAUGGUUUGGGUGAGGGUGAGGUUAUAGGUCAUGCUCAGGAUAUGAAGAGAUUGACCUCUAUUUUUAUUUAUAAGGAAUUCCUUUUCCCCGGUCUGUUGACUGGGGAGUCUGAGUUCUGCGGUUUAGAGGCCAGGGACUUAUAACCACCAAAAAUGAAGAAGCCAAACAAAUCUGAGCCCUGGAGAGGAAGUUGGAAAAAUCCUGUAAAGUUGAAUUGAUUUAGUUAUUUAAUGUCCAGGUUUAGUUUGAAGGGUUUCUGGAGUCCGCUCCUAGUUUCUGUUGACUGCUCUGCUGGGUCUGGUGUUUCUCCUGUACAGAAUGUUCUGUGCUGACUGGACCUGAGACUCUACCCUGUGUGUAUUCCAUUAUACCCGGGCUCAUUCAGGUCUGGACCCAGGUCGAGCUGGCCUAAUGCUGCUUGUCUGGCCUCACCAACUGUUAUUUUUGAACAGGAACCAAAGAUUAAAUGAACAACGAAUGGGUCACACAUUGCGAAAUUGUGCCGCACACACCAGCCCGCUGUUUGUCACAGUCAUUGCGUAGUCUGUACAGUGGAACGCUAGCUCUAAACACUGGAACACAGCUUGGCCAAUACUUUAGCAUCCUAUUCUUGUGGAACGGUUAAGACCAGCAGUUCUGUGGAUGGCGAAGCUCAGAUUUUAACUAGAUAUGGAUCAGAUGUGGAGGCAGGUCAGAACCCUGGAUUGGAAUAGUUCCUCUCAUCCCUGGAACCUGUUGAACUUCACUGUUAUCGAGACUCCCAAGUGCCAAGAAUGACCACAAUCACUGUAUAAUAUGAACCCUUUUUUCUUUUCCUGCAUGAUUUUAGGACUUUAAUUUAUUCCGUAAUUUUUGUUAUGUUAGACAGAGUGACUCUUGUUUGUGUUGUGUGUUGAUUUGGGGAGGAGCUACACUCUGAUUGGGUGAGAGUGUGAGGUCACAACCUGCAUUCUGUAGGGCAAAGGUCCUGCUGGCUUGUUUACUUCCUGGUUCUGAUUCUGAAUGUUGCCAACUGGUGAUGCUAGUGGACAGGUACUACUGACUUCCACACCUGCAGCAGUUUAACUGUAGAUCCUUCGAUCUGGUCAGCAAGCAGGAGAGAAGCCGUGUGGUGUGGAGGUGUGUUUACUGGGUUAAGGGGUUGAGUUUGAGUAUGGGGGGGGUUCUCUAGGGAAAGGUGUAUGUAGGCCUGAUACCUAUAGUGUACCAAAGAACAUUGUUUGAUUGAUAUGGUUUAAGAGCUUGAAUUUGAUUUAUAUUUUGAGGGUGGGGUGGGUGGGUAUCAAAGGGAGAGUUUCCGUUAUUUUUCUGUUCACUUCUGAGUUAUACAUUCAUUUUGUAAACGUGGGUAGUUACCAAAUAAGAAUGAUAGGCACAGUUUCGCUGAAUGUUAUUUUCUGUACAGUUGUAAAUAAUUUUGAAGAAAAAAGAAUAAAGUGCCUUGUAAAUGGA
Osmerus eperlanus (European smelt) is the source of this 6716-nucleotide messenger RNA. Its product is annotated as mucin-12-like. Gene Ontology annotation, molecular function: mRNA 3'-UTR binding. The record is from RefSeq and is a predicted model, not a curated record. Gene Ontology annotation, biological process: positive regulation of translation. Gene Ontology annotation, cellular component: cytoplasmic stress granule; cytosol. Lineage: Eukaryota; Metazoa; Chordata; Actinopteri; Osmeriformes; Osmeridae. Bases 127 to 4998 code for a protein of 1623 amino acids. The transcript is spliced from 16 exons.